AUUUUAUCUUCAACUCUCGAGGCUAUUCGCGGAAACCCAUCAGUUAGAAUGAGUCUGGCUUCAUAUUUCUGUUAAAAAUUAAGAGUCCCAAUUCAGUUUCAAACUUGUACGUCAACAGUCGUGUCAAUAAACCCAUAAACAAUUCCAGUGAAUAUCGUCUCAAGUGUAUACCUGUGCUUUUUAUCAUCUAUAAGUUUUGAACGGAAAUGGCUUCUACAUCGAUGAGGUGUAUCCUCGUCAUAUUUUUGUCUGCCGUUUGCUGCAACUGCCAAUCGGACAACCCCGGCGGUUCUUCUUCUUGGGCGAAACUGCAAAUCUCACCCGAUACGUUAAGUUCCAUGGAGUACGGCAACUUUCUCGUUGAAAUUUACGAACACGCCAAUAAUCACAAGGCAACGACAACUGCCAGCCAGAAAAAAUAUUUCUACUCCCCCAUUGCGCUGCUGGACAACAAAAGUGCCGUUAGUUCUUACAACAAGGUGACGAAACAACAAGAGAUGAGAUUCCGCAUCGAAAUGUGGAACGACAAAGUCCAAAAUGAAGUGGUCAAACAUUUAAAUGAAAUCGUCGGUCAUCAAAUCAAAUCAAAUAAAGUGACUGUCAUUCCCUUGGAGAAGGUAAUUCUCGCCAGCAAAAUACCCACAACAGAUUAUUCGCUAUCGCCAGUUUGGACGAACUAUGACAAGAGCAAAACUCUGAGACUUUCUCUGUCGUGUUAUGAACAGAAAAUCUGUGACGAACUGGCCAGUGAAAUGCGAUCCGACCCCGAACAAUUUGACCAUUUCAAACUCCUGUACAGUUUGUCAUCGCAGACGUUGCAAACCAAACAGACGACCAUCAGCAUCGACAGCGUCACUUCCGGUCAAAUGGUCUCGACUCUUUUACAGAAAUUUGGAGACAAAAACGAAAUUUUUCUGACGGCCAACGACGAAAAAAAAAUGUUGACGGAAACGGCCACCAAAAUUCGAAUGGACACAUUAGAUGACUCGGAGGUUGGGUCUCCGGACGCUGAAAUUACAAUCUAUUCUUUUUUAAAGGAUCUGCUGGUCUCGUCCAGGACGACCAUAAGAGAACAAAGUGACAAAAUGUGGGACUCGGUUUUCUGGAAUGAGGAAAAUUAUCGGCCGGACAAGACGACGAAAACUUUAAAUGAAAUCAUCAACACAAUGGACAGGGAAACUCAAAAGAAAUUGGCGGAUAUGUUUCAAAAAGCGGAGAAACAGUCGGAAAUAUUAGGAAAAUUAACUUCGAAUAGUAAAGAGACAAGACGAGAAGAUCAACAUCGCAAUAUUAAUUUUAAUGAGAAAUGGAAACUUGAAAAAAACUACUCGGAUGAAGAAAAUAAAAAUUUAGAAAAUAAAGAAAAAAUCCAACACAAUUACGACUCAAACAGUUGGGCCGACGUGGACAGAAUCAGUUUAAUCAUUUCAGAGAAAAUGGCAAACGAAUCUGAUGGUUCGAGCCAGGUCAAAAUUACGAAAGAAGACGUUGAAAAAUUAUUACAAGAAAGUUGAAAUCAUGUCCAA
This is a messenger RNA of Daphnia pulicaria, 1526 nucleotides long. RefSeq lists its product as uncharacterized. The coding region runs from base 207 to 1514 and encodes 435 amino acids. Lineage: Eukaryota; Metazoa; Arthropoda; Branchiopoda; Diplostraca; Daphniidae. The record is from RefSeq and is a predicted model, not a curated record. The transcript is spliced from 2 exons.